AAUUGAACAAUAGGAAUCAAGCCUUCUUUUAAUACGACGAGUUUUACUUAGCGGACACGUCCAGACCAUCGAUCUCUCAAUUUAAUCGGUGUUUACGUCGCCGAGUGGAACGACUCCGUUUUCCUCCGCCGUGAACCCUCCCGGCAAAUCCCGGCUGUUCACGCCGGAAAAUGAGGCCGCUUCCGGAGAAUCCGUUCAAUUUGAACGCGGUCGCUCGAAAGAUCGACGUUGACAAUCGAAUCGCUCUCCGCAAUUACUAUCGAAUCGCCGAUAACCUUCUCAAACAGGCAAGUAUUUAUCGGGGGGAAAGGAAUAUCGUAGACUUGUAUAUCAUACUUCUUAGGUAUUCAAGUUUGGUGUCUGAAACAAUACCAUUCCAUCGAGAUUACCAGGUUUUUCUUACAAAAGAGAGAACAUAUUACAGGAAGAAACUGUUAGCUGUAUUAGAUGAGCUUGAAUCUUUGAAGCCAGAAUUCGACCGUCGAGUGAAUGAAAUGAACAAAGGUUUUGCAAGAGCUCAACACUAUCAACUUGAUGGCCGAGAAAGAACAUAUAGUUCAGAUGCAUUUUCUCUGGAAUGGCCGCCUGUCAAUAGGAAAGAUUCUUUGAGCAUAGAUAAUAAGCAGCCAGUUAGGACGACACCUUUGGCUUCACGGAUGCAGAACAAUGGUCAGACUCGGGUUUUGCCAUCAAAUUCUAUUGACAUGCAAUUCCAGAAGCUAUCUGUUAGUCUACCUCUUCCCAAGAAGGAAACAUUGUCUAGACACUCAAUUUUAGGCCCAGAUGGUCUUCAAGGUCGGUGGCUGGGUCCUAGUGCAGAGAUAAAGGUUCAUUAUCCAAGCAAUACGGACUUAACUGCAGAUGAAAAUUCGGGUCUGAAUCAGGCUGGACAAUAUGACAUCGUGGCAGUAAAAGAUGGCAAUUCGGAAGUGAAUAGAUCUACCAUGGAAUCAGUGCUCUCCUUAGAUGAUGGUAGAUGGGUAUCUCCUUCAGAGGAUUCCUGUCCUCCAUUUAAUAUUGAAGCAAGGAGAAAUUAUCUUCCACUGGGCAAUAUCAGGCAACCUUCUCCACCUCCUGUACUUGCUCAAGUACAACCAGAUAUUGUUCCAAUCUCCCCAUCAAGAGUUGCGGAUCCAAGACCCGGGCCUGCGAAUCCGUCCAAGGAUGAGAUUCCUGGUUCUAAUUCUUAUCAGCAUUUACACAUUUCGGUAAAGAUGAUGGAAGAUUUUUUGAGAUUGGCACAAGCAAAUACAGCAAAAAACUUAGAAACAUGUGGUGUUCUUGCUGGCUCACUGAAAAACAGGGUAUUCCAUAUCACUACACUUAUAAUCCCAAAGCAGGAGUCAACUUCAGACUCGUGUCAGACAUUGAAUGAAGAAGAAAUAUUUGAGGUUCAAGACAAAUUAUCCCUUUUCCAGCUCGGCUGGAUUCAUACUCAUCCAUCACAAACCUGUUUUAUGUCAUCAGUUGAUCUGCACACUCAUUAUUCAUAUCAGAUCAUGUUACCAGAAGCAAUUGCAAUUGUUAUGGCUCCUACAGACACGUCCAGUCCGCAUGGCAUUUUUCAUUUGUCCGAUCCUAGUGGUGUUUCUAUUAUUCGAAAUUGUCAACAACGUGGUUUUCAUCCACACGAGGAGCCUGAGGAUGGAAGUCCAAUAUAUGAGCACUGUUCUCAUGUUUUUAUGAACCCCAAUUUGAAGUUUGAUGUAGUAGAUCUUCGGUGAGUUAGCAAGCCCUUAACCGUUAUGAGGUAUUAUUACUAUUUUUUUAAUUUUUUUUACGGAAUGAAAAAAAAAAUACAGAACAUCUGUGAUCUCUUUUAGAUUAUCUGUCAAGCACAUUGUAAAGUCAGUGGUUUUUGUAAUUAGAACUUGUAAGGGAAGUGAACAUCAUAUGCAUGUGUUUAUAACACCAUCAAAUCGUCUUGUUAUCCAUGUUGGAGCAUUGAUAAUGGAAAAAAUAUGUAUUAUUACUAGGAUUUUGUACCAGAACAAUUAACAAGGAAAUGAUCAUUCACAUUAGUGAUUGGAUGGGUUUGAUAUGAGUA
Cornus florida is the source of this 2047-nucleotide messenger RNA. RefSeq names its product AMSH-like ubiquitin thioesterase 3. The transcript is spliced from 14 exons. Lineage: Eukaryota; Viridiplantae; Streptophyta; Magnoliopsida; Cornales; Cornaceae. Gene Ontology annotation, molecular function: K63-linked deubiquitinase activity; metal-dependent deubiquitinase activity; protein binding. Gene Ontology annotation, biological process: protein K63-linked deubiquitination; protein K48-linked deubiquitination. The coding region runs from base 171 to 1724 and encodes 517 amino acids. Gene Ontology annotation, cellular component: membrane; endosome. The record is from RefSeq and is a predicted model, not a curated record.